CAUCCCAAAAAAACACAACCCCUUAUCUUCUUCUAUUUCGCUCCAACCGCACAAACAAUGGCGACCAGCCUCGCCACCCUCCGCCCCUUCCCCACAACCUUCUCCUCCAAACCCUUUCCAAUCCCACCAAAUCUCCAUCCCCUUCUCCGUCUUCCCCGCCGUCGGCCGCCGCGGAUCCAUCAGAUCUCCGCCUAUAAGGUCACCUUGGAGCACGAGGGCGCGACUCGGACGUUGGAGGUGGAGGAGGACGAGACGAUCCUUGGGCGUGUUCUGGACGAGGGCCUGAAUGUGCCCCAUGACUGCAAGCUCGGGGUUUGCAUGACCUGCCCUGCUCGCUUGCUUAGCGGCUCCGUCGAUCAAAGUGAGGGCAUGCUCAGCGAUGACGUUGUGGAGCGUGGCUAUGCCCUACUCUGUGUCUCUUAUCCCCGCUCAGACUGCCACAUUCGCACUAUCCCUGAGGAUGAGCUUCUUGACCUCCAACUCGCCACCGCCAAUGACUGACCUCCUCUUCCUCCUCCUCUCUAUCUAUUGGUAAUUUAUACUUCUCUAGCUUAGCUUUAGCUCUAUGUUUCAGCUGUUUAUCUUGCUUUCUUAUUUAUAUCUCUAUGAAAAGGCUGAAAUUUAGGUGCUUUUUUAGUUUAUAAUGUUGAUUUUGUACUGUGGUGUUUUUUCAAAUAAUAGCUAUGUGGAAAUCCUGUGCAUGAUGUUGUUACUCUUUUGUGGAUUCAA
Dioscorea cayenensis subsp. rotundata (Guinea yam) is the source of this 729-nucleotide messenger RNA. Its product is annotated as ferredoxin C 1, chloroplastic. Gene Ontology annotation, molecular function: electron transfer activity; 2 iron, 2 sulfur cluster binding. Bases 58 to 501 code for a protein of 147 amino acids. Lineage: Eukaryota; Viridiplantae; Streptophyta; Magnoliopsida; Dioscoreales; Dioscoreaceae. Gene Ontology annotation, biological process: electron transport chain. The transcript has a single exon. The record is from RefSeq and is a predicted model, not a curated record.